AUGGCCAAUAUCGACAAACUCAACAUUGACAGCACCAUCCAACGGCUGCUGGAAGUGAGAGGGUCCAAGCCUGAUAAGAACGUCCAGCUCCAGGAGAAUGAAAUCCGAGUUCUCAAAGGAAACCACGAAUGUGCCAGCAUCAAUAGAAUUUAUGGCUUUUAUGAUGAAUGUAAAAGAAGGUACAACAUUAAGCUCUGGAAAACGUUCACAGACUGCUUUAACUGUUUGCCGAUAGCUGCCAUCGUGGAUGAGAAGAUAUUCUGCUGUCAUGGAGGUUUAUCACCAGAUCUUCAAUCUAUGGAGCAGAUUCGGCGAAUUAUGCGACUAACUGACGUCCCAGAUCAAGGUCUUCUUUGUGAUCUUUUGUGGUCUGACCCCGAUAAAGAUGUCUUAGGCUGGGGUGAAAAUGACAGAGGAGUGUCCUUCACAUUUGGUGCUGAAGUGGUUGCAAAAUUUCUCCAUAAGCAUGAUUUGGAUCUUAUAUGUAGAGCCCAUCAAGUGGUUGAAGACGGAUAUGAAUUUUUUGCGAAGAGGCAGUUGGUCACGCUGUUUUCUGCGCCCAAUUAUCGUGGAGAGUUCGACAAUGCAGGGGCCAUGAUGAGCGUGGACGAGACGCUCAUGUGCUCUUUCCAGAUUUUAAAGCCUGCAGAGAAAAAGAAGCCGGACGCCACCAGACCUGUAAUGCCACCAAGGGUUGCAUCAGGCCUGAACCCGUCCAUUCAGAAAGCUUCAAAUUAUAGAAACAAUACUGUUCUAUACGAGUGA
Elephantulus edwardii (Cape elephant shrew) is the source of this 765-nucleotide messenger RNA. Its product is annotated as serine/threonine-protein phosphatase PP1-gamma catalytic subunit-like. NCBI's taxonomy places the organism in Eukaryota, Metazoa, Chordata, Mammalia, Macroscelidea, Macroscelididae. Gene Ontology annotation, cellular component: nucleus; cytoplasm. The transcript is spliced from 3 exons. Bases 1 to 765 code for a protein of 254 amino acids. Gene Ontology annotation, molecular function: protein serine/threonine phosphatase activity. The record is from RefSeq and is a predicted model, not a curated record.